AUGGGCCUACAAAUUGUAGCCCAUAGAUCUAAUUUCAGCUGCGCCUCAAACCCUAGAUCUAAUAUCAUCACCUCUAUUUAUACAGCUGAGUCUUCUUCUCCCUCUCACUGCGAUUCGCAUAGCAUCUGUUUAUUUUUCUUCAUAUUCUUUAUUUCCAGAACUCACAAGGCUAUAUUGUACCGAGAGGAAGGUUGUAAUAAAAAAAUAGAUACCUUUGCUCUUGAAUGUGCCAUUGCGGCUAUAGCUACAUUAAAUCGAAGAAGCUUACUGGCCGGUUAUUGUGAGAUCUUUUUCGUUCUCUGUCGGAAUUGUCUGAUUUACAUGGAUGGAAUGAGCCACUGGUGA
Messenger RNA from Vicia faba (fava bean), 345 nucleotides. Lineage: Eukaryota; Viridiplantae; Streptophyta; Magnoliopsida; Fabales; Fabaceae. The record is from the annotation of a GenBank genome assembly.